Arabidopsis thaliana (thale cress) is the source of this 2116-nucleotide messenger RNA. RefSeq names its product Terpenoid cyclases/Protein prenyltransferases superfamily protein. Lineage: Eukaryota; Viridiplantae; Streptophyta; Magnoliopsida; Brassicales; Brassicaceae. Gene Ontology annotation, molecular function: magnesium ion binding; lyase activity; terpene synthase activity. The transcript is spliced from 6 exons. Bases 477 to 1973 code for a protein of 498 amino acids. Gene Ontology annotation, cellular component: cytoplasm. The record is from RefSeq and is marked reviewed. Gene Ontology annotation, biological process: terpenoid biosynthetic process; diterpenoid biosynthetic process.
AACACAUACAUCCUAAGACAAGGGCCAAGUAAAGACUUUGAUCUCGUGUCUCUCUUGUAACGAGAGUGUCUGAAAAAUGGAAGCAUCAAAAUGUUUUGGUCCAAGAACUCUCCCUAUCAUUCACAACGUCCCUCUCUGUCUGAAGACCAACUUCUCUCUCUUUCCUUGCCGUUUGCUUCAAAGCCAAUCUCUUUCCUCCAAGAAAUCCACAAAACACUACUUGUUCCGUGUUAAGGCUGAGACUAGUGGCGAUCUUGAGAGUACUCGUCCAUUGACGUACUUUUCUCCAUCUUAUUGGGGAGAUCACUUCCUCUCUGUUUCCAUCGAUGACUCCGUAAGUACACACCUGGUCCGAUGUGUUUUAGUGGAUAUGUCUUGUUAGAGUACAUGAUUUGUUUUUUUGAAUUGCAUAUUUGUAGGAAUUUGAGGCACUUGAGAAAGAAAUUGAAACGGUGUUCAAGCCUAAAGUGAGAGACAUGCUCAUGUCUCCUCACAGCAGCGACAAGGAGAGGAUUCGUCUCAUCCAUUUGCUUAUCAGCCUCGGUAUCGCUUAUUACUAUGAGAAUGAAAUCGAGGAGAUUUUACACAAGGCUUACGGGAAGUUGGCCUGCUUAAUUUCGGACGAGGAUGAUUUGGAAACAAUAGCAAUCAUGUUUGAGGUUUUCAGACUAUAUGGACACAAGAUGCCUUGCGAUGUGUUCGAGAGAUUCAAAAGCGAAGAUGGGAAGUUUAAGGAAAGUUUAGUUGGGGAUGUUAGAGGGCUGCUACAGCUGUACGAAGCCGCGCAUCUAGGAGCACCAUCUGAAGAUAUAAUGGAUGAAGCCUUAAGUUUUGCGCGGUAUCACUUGGAACCGUUGGCAGGCACCGAAACAAGCUCUAAUCUUUUUAAGCAUGUAGAAAACGUUUUGUAUAGAGCUCGAUAUCAUAGCAUAGAGAUACUAGUAGCACGACAGUACAUCUCUUUCUAUGAUCAAGAAGAAGACCAAGAUGAGACGCUCCUUAGGUUUUCAAAGCUCAAUUUCAAUUUUUGCCAGAUGCAUUACGUCAAAGAGCUCAAAAUUGUCACUAGAUGGUGGAAGGAGCUAGGUAUCGCAUCUAAGCUACCGUACUCCAUAAGGGAGCGAAAUGUGGAGACUUAUCUUGGGGGCUUGGGAGUGCUUUUCGAGCCGCGAUAUUCACUUGCAAGAAUUUUCUUAGCUAAACUAACACUGAUCAUGACUGUUGUGGAUGAUACAUGUGAUGCAUAUGCCACUCUUCCUGAAGUUCAGAGUCUUCAUGAUGCUUUUCAUAGAUGGGAUCUGCGUGCCAUGGAAGAACUACCGAGGUAUAUGAGAAUCAUCUACCAAAGUGUGUUCGAGACUGUGGAAGAUAUUGAUCGAGAAAUGAUAGCUCGAGGAAAACAUGGUCGGUUGCAACUAACCAUAGAUGAGAUCAAGAGUCUGAUGAUAUGGUAUCUUGGGAUAGCAAAAUGGGCACGCUCAGAUCAAGUGCCAAGCUUUGAGGAUUACAUGGAGAUUGGGACACCCUCGUCUGCAUUGGAUGACUUUGCAUCCUACGGCUUUAUAGCAAUGGACGAUUGUGAUCAGAAGCAAUUGAAGGAAUGGUUUUACUCCAAACCUAAAAUCUUUCAUGCCUUGAAUGCUCUGUUUCGUAUCAGAAAUGACAUUGUCACGUUCGAGCAAGAGAUGAGCAGAGGAGAGGUGGCAAAUGGUGUCAACUGUUACAUGAAGCAACAUGGUGUCACCAAAGAAGCAGCGGUUGAAGAACUGAGGAAGAUGGAAAGAGAGAGUUAUAAGAUAAUGAUUGAGGAGUUCAUGACGUCCAAAGCUAUGCCACGACAGAUUCUGGUGCGACCCGUCAACAUUGCGCGUGUAAUGGAUUUGUUUUACAAAGAAGCCGAUGGAUUUGGGCAUCCUGAUCAAAAGCUCUUACAACUUAUUGCGUCUUUGUUCCUCCAUCCAAUACCUCUUUGAACAUUUAUAAAAAGUUAUAUAAGGAGUUUUUAUAUAUGUAUGUGACUUUGAAUAAGUGUUUUGUAUAUGUUUACUUUGAAUUUGAAUUUUCUUUAAUUUAUUUUACCAAACCGUUAUAACUUUUAAUAUAUUUGAUAUUAAUA